AGCUAGUAGUAACCAGUAACAGUAACCAGUGAGUGAUAAAGAGGAGAGAGAAAAUAACACAACCAAAAAACCAAACCCAAAACAUAAAAACCCACAAAUUUCAGAAAAUUAAACGAAGAAGAAUACUCCUAUGUAAGUAAGAGAGAGAAAAAAAAGAAGAAAGUUUUUAAUUUGCUGGUAAUUUUGCUGUUUUCAUGUUGCUGUUUUUGUCUUAAAUUCAGAAUUUACAUUUCUUCAGCAAACAAAGAAAGAAGCUGCUAAUGGCGGCGUUGCAGUCUUUGCUUUUAUUACACUUCUACUACUUCUUCAUCAUCUCAUAAAAUUCUUAUAUUAAGAGAGAGAAAAUCAAAAUCAACACCAAAAACAAAAACCAAAAAAACCCUUUUUUUCAAAUUUACCCUAUUUUUCAUUUUGAAGAAAAAAUGAGUGAAAGAUUACAAUGGCUGCUUUCUUCUCAUUAGGAACACCGGGGAGCAACAGUUCACAAAACCCGCAAAAUAAUUCUUCAAGUAAUAAUUCUGAAAAUCAAAUUCAAAAUUCUUGGGUUCAAAAUAAUAAUAAUAAUAAUAAUAAUAAUAAUUCUCCAGGAUUGAUAUUUUAUUCAAGAAAUAACAAUAGUAAUAAUAAUAUUAAUAAUAAUAAUAGUGAGGAGAUCUACCCAAAAGGAAGUUUUGAGAUAUGGCAACAAUACGUGCAGGUCCACCAUCAUCACCAUGCUCCAAAACUUCACCUCCAUCAAGAUUACCAUCAUCAUCAUCAUCAUCAAAAUCAACAGCAUGUUUUUCUAGGAGAAUCACAUCCGUCUAUGGUGGUAGGUCCCCCUACUACUAGUACUAGUAGUAGGAGGAUCUUUGGCAUUGAUGAUUAUCAUCAUCACAACGACAACAGUAGUAAUAAUAAUAAUCACAAUAACAACAACAAUAAUAAUAAUAAUAAUAAUACGAUAUCUAGUAGUAGUACUAGAUCAGGGUUUCGACAAUUCGAAGUCGGAGUCGGAUUCGGAGUCGGAACUACUAGUAGUGGUGGUAUGAAUUGUCAAGAUUGUGGUAACCAAGCUAAAAAAGAUUGUAUUCAUUUUAGGUGUAGGACUUGUUGUAAGAGCAGAGGUUUUGAGUGUCCUACACACGUUAAAAGCACGUGGGUACCUGCCGCUAAGCGCCGCGAGCGUCAACAACAGCUAACUGCUCUUCAAUUACAACAACAACAACAACAACAACAACAAAAUCAACAACAACAACAACAAAAUCCACAAAUUAUGAGAUCGGCUAGAUUUGGGGCGGAGAAAAGAACUAGACAAAAUCGAACUACCUCUUCUCACAUCCUUACUACUACUACUAAUGCUCCAACUUCAGGGUUAGAGGUGGGUAAUUUUCCACCGGAGGUGAAUUCUCCAGCGGUGUUUCGAUGUGUUCGUGUGAGUGCAAUGGAUGAUCCAGAUGAACAAUUUGCUUAUCAAACAGGUGUUAAUAUUGGGGGUCAUUUCUUCAAGGGUAUUCUUUAUGAUCAAGGCCCUGAAGCUCGCUACGGCGGUAGUGGUAGUGGUGGUGGUGGAGGUGGUGGUGAGAGUUCUUCCGGGGGUAGGCCGCAACGACACAAUCUUAUGUUAACCAGGGCUACCACCACCAGCGACCUAAUGGGUACAGUUGGUGGUGGUAGUAUUGAUCAUACUACGCCUACAACAGCUACUGCAACCGCUAGUUUACUCGAUCCAAUGGGUGCAGGUGGCAAUUCCAUUUAUCCAACUCCAAUCAAUGCUUUCCUGGCUGGUACGCAAUUUUUCCCACCCCCAAGAUCUUGAAUAUCGAUAUUCCUACACACAUUCUCUAGCUAACUAAUCAAAUCCAUCAUUUGCUGAUGAGAAAAAGAGGGAGAAAAGAAAAAAAAAGAAAGGAGUUGUAGCUAGCUCUAUGGGAGAUGUUCUAGGUGAUUUCAUUUGUCACUUUGGUCAUUGGGAACUUGGAAAUCUCACAAAAGAAAUGUUUCUUUUCUUUUCUUUAGGUGAUUUAAUUUGCUAAUAUUAUUGGAUAUUGUUAAAGAUCAUAUGAUGAUGAUCAUUAUCAUCUUAUUAUUCUCCAAGACUUUAUUUGGUUUUUGUUUAUGUUA
Beta vulgaris subsp. vulgaris (sugar beet) is the source of this 2103-nucleotide messenger RNA. Its product is annotated as protein SHI RELATED SEQUENCE 1. The record is from RefSeq and is a predicted model, not a curated record. Lineage: Eukaryota; Viridiplantae; Streptophyta; Magnoliopsida; Caryophyllales; Amaranthaceae. Gene Ontology annotation, biological process: positive regulation of DNA-templated transcription. Bases 440 to 1798 code for a protein of 452 amino acids. Gene Ontology annotation, cellular component: nucleus. Gene Ontology annotation, molecular function: DNA-binding transcription factor activity; DNA binding. The transcript has 2 exons.